UCUUCUUUCUCUCUCGGUACCUUUCGUCACUUCUUCUGUGAAAAUGGCGAUUUCAAAGGGAAAGAAGAUAGUAAAAGAGACUCAAGAUAUGGAAGCUAUCAAGUCUGAUGUAGCUUCUUUUGCUUCUUCUAUUGGUCUCGCUUCCUCUGCUACUGCUUCAAACCCAAGUUCAGGUUUUGACGACUCUGAUUUCCGCAAAACUGGAACCAUAAAAAAUCCUCAAAAUCCAGAUAGCAACAAGAAGAAGAAGAUACAAAACCCUAAAUCUUCCAAUGAAGAAACUAAGAAACCUCAGAGAGAAAAUUUUGAGAAAGGGAAAAAACAACUAAACCCUAAGAAAGGGUUUAAUGAGGAAAAUAAGAAACCUCAGAAUGGAAAGUUUGAGAAGAAGAAAUAUGAAAAUAAUAAUAAGAAUGAUCGAAUAGUUAAAGAGAAAGUUACUCCUGUUUCAAUUGAUAAUAGUAAACCACUUAACAAUAAGUGGAAAAAUCUUCCCAAGCUUCCUUGCAUUAGGGCAACAUCUUUACGUGUUUGGUAUGAGGAUGCAGCAGAACUGGAAGCUAAAAUUAUCGGUAAUGAAGCGAAGAAGAUUGAACAGAAAAAUGAAGUGGAAUGGAAGAAUUUGGUUGCGAAGAAGAGGGAGGUUGGAGAGAGGUUGAUAGCACAAUUUACUGAGGAUUUUGAGACUUCCAAAGGAAAUAGUGGAGAUAUAAAGAUGCUUUUGGCCACACAGCGAUCGGGAACUGCAGUAGAUAAGGUCUCUGCGUUUUCAGUUUUGGUGGGGGAAAAUCCAAUUGCGAAUAUCAGAUCACUUGAUGCACUUCUGGCAAUGGUAACAUCAAAGGUUGGAAAACGCCAUGCAUUGACUGGUUUUGAAGCGUUGAAGGAACUGUUUUUAUCGAGUCUACUACCCGAUCGGAAACUGAAAAUCCUCCCUCAACAUCGAUUGAACCAUCUUACAGAAACAAAAGAUGGUUACUCUCUUCUGCUCUUCUGGUAUUGGGAAGAAUGUUUAAAGCAGAGGUAUGAGCGGUUUGUCUUCGCACUCGAGGAAGCAUCACGAGACAUGUUACCUGUUCUUAAAGAAAAGGCGUUGAAGACAAUUUAUGCACUACUGAGGAGUAAAUCAGAGCAAGAGCGGAGAUUACUCUCUGGACUAGUUAACAAACUGGGAGAUCCUGAAAAUAAGGGUGCAUCAAAUGCUGAUUAUCACUUGUCAAACCUUCUGACCGAGCAUCCUAACAUGACGGCAGUAGUGAUUGAUGAGGUUGAUUCUUUUCUCUUUCGCCCUCAUUUGGGACCACGAUCGAAGUACCAUGCUGUGAACUUUUUGUGCCAAAUACGUCUCACUCACAAAGGAGAUGGGGCUAAAGUGGCGAAGCGUUUGGUGGAUGUGUACUUUGCACUGUUUAAGUUAUUGAUUUCGGAAAGCAGUGCUGAGAAAAAAUUGGAUAAAGGCAACAAAAAGGAGGAUAAGAAAGAGACGGGCUCCCUAAAAAAUAAUAAAGCGGAAAAUCCGUCUGGACCAAAUGUUGAAAUGGAUUCAAGACUUCUUUCAGCUCUUCUCACGGGAGUCAACAGAGCAUUUCCAUUUGUUGCAAGCGACGAGGCUGAUAAUGUUGUUGAGGUUCAAACACCCAUGCUUUUCAAACUGGUUCACUCCAUCAAUUUCAAUGUAGGAGUUCAAGCUUUAUUGCUUCUGGAAAAGAUUUCAUCAAAAAACCAGAUUGUUAGUGAUCGGUUCUAUCGUGCUUUGUAUUCAAAACUUCUGCUCCCGGCUGCAAUGAAUUCAUCGAAGGGAGAAAUGUUUAUUGGACUCCUACUCAGAGCUAUGAAGUCUGAUGUAAAUCUGAAGAGGGUGUCUGCCUUUUCAAAACGUAUCCUGCAGGUGGCACUUCAACAGCCCCCUCAAUUUGCCUGUGGAUGCCUGUUUCUCCUAUCUGAAGUUCUUAAAGCCAGACCACCACUUUGGAAUAUGGUGCUUCAGAGUGAGUCAGUUGAUGAUGAUGAUGUUGAACAUUUUGAGGAUAUUGUAGAAGGAACUGAGAAUAAAUCCGAACCUGCACUUUUGAAGCAACCAGAAAGCGCAGUCACGGUGGUCCCGGAUAACAAUGAUGGGGCCAAAAUUGACCCUGAUUCUUCUGAUUCCGAAGAAGUUGAAUUGUCAGGUUCGGACUUAGGAUCUGAAGAUAAUGAUUCUGAUGGAGAUGACAUCCUCAAAAGAGGUUCGAACACUAUUGGGCAACUAAAAACAGAUGGGAGUUCAGGCGGGACUCAGCCACCUAAUGUUAAGUUGUCACUGCCUGGUGGCUAUGACCCGCGGCACAGGGAACCAUCUUACUGCAAUGCGGAUCGAGCUAGCUGGUGGGAGCUGAUGGUACUUGCUUCUCAUGCGCACCCAUCUGUUGCAACCAUGGCCAGGACCCUUCUAUCAGGGACCAACAUAGUUUACAAUGGUAAUCCUUUAACUGAUUUGGCACUUCCUGCAUUUCUGGACAAGUUCAUGGAGAAAAAACCUAAGUCAAGCACGUGGCAUGGUGGUUCCCAAAUCGAACCUGCUAAGAAGCUGGGCACAAACAACCUUUUGAUUGGGGCUGAAAUUCUGUCACUGGAUGAAGAAGAUGUAGCACCUGAGGAUCUAGUUUUCCACAAGUUUUAUACAAAUAAAAUGAAUGCCUCUAAGAAACCCAAAAAGAAGAAGAAGAAGGUUGCUGAGGAUGAAGCAACAGAAGAGUUACUUGGAUUUGAUAGGGGUGAUGGAAGUGAGGAUGACAUUGGUGGUGAUGAUGAUGGAGGUGAGGACGAGAUUGGUGGUGAUGAGAGUGACAAUGAGGAGAUUGAUAACUUGUUGAAUUCAGGGGAUCUUCCGUUGGAUGAAGCUGCAGGUGAUUAUGAUUAUGACGAUCUGGACCAAGUUGCCGAGGAAGAUGAUGAAGAUCUAAUUGGAGGAAGCGGCGAUGAUGAUGCUGAGAUGGAUAUCUUAUCAGAUGUGGCUGACGAAGAUGAUGACGACGCUGAUCUUCCUGUGAACAUUGGUGAUUCAGAUGAUGACAUAAAUGAAGAAGAGGGUGACAUGGUUCAUAACAAAAGAAAGAGAAACAGAAAGGGUGGCAGAAAGGCUGGGGCAUCUCCAUUUGCUAGUAUAGAAGAUUAUGAUCAUCUGUUGAAAGACGAAAAUGAUCCCUCCAAAGAUUCCAGCACGAAAGCGAAAAAGAAAUCCAGUUUGCGAAAGAAGAGAAAACAGUCGGAUUGAACUUCUCCUCCGUCAAAGGAAAUUUUUGUAAGAUUAUAUCAUGUAAUAGCUUGAAUUUUGUGCUCUUCUAUCGUAUGGUUCCUAGAGGAUUUAGGCCUAAUAGUUUGUCAUUUGAUUUACUUUUAAGCAGUGAAUGAGUAUGAUCUACAGUAUGUCAAUGAGUUUAUUUUAUAGCGCUGACACGGUCUUGCUUUUUAACUCUUCCA
Molecule: messenger RNA, 3459 nt
Organism: Papaver somniferum (opium poppy)
Lineage: Eukaryota; Viridiplantae; Streptophyta; Magnoliopsida; Ranunculales; Papaveraceae
Exons: 16
Coding region: 44-3253 (1069 amino acids)
Cellular component (GO): nucleus
Source: RefSeq, a predicted model, not a curated record